Molecule: messenger RNA, 879 nt
Organism: Parnassius apollo (apollo)
Lineage: Eukaryota; Metazoa; Arthropoda; Insecta; Lepidoptera; Papilionidae
Source: the annotation of a GenBank genome assembly
AUGUUCAAACAACAAUUGUCACCUAGGAGCAUUCACCCUUAUCAAACUACGGUAGUACCUAGAAGCGAGCAACAAUUUUCGUCAGCAUCGCAACAAAGGGUUAAAUACCCGUGGGCAGAAGAUAUUAAUACACCUGUAUAUCAGGUUCCUGGAACCGACAGUUCAACAUCAGAUAAUGCUUAUCAUCUACCCCAUUAUUAUAAUGAAAGUCUAAGAGAAUAUGGUCCACCAUCUCCUAUUUACCAAACGCCUUAUGGUACUAGUACUGGUACAUGGCGCAACUAUAGAAAAGGGGAGAAAGUAUCUGUCCAUUGUACGGCAACAAACACUUAUGCAUUUCCCCCAUGUGCCUCAUCAUUUUCACUUCCAAUGUGUGAUGCAGAUCCUCACACUCAAGUUGUGAGUCGUUCACCUGUUCCAACAGUAAUAUCUGUAAGCACAGAAGUGCCCAUUGUUGGGGCUUGUGGUGGGCAUUGUCCAGGAUUUGAAUAUGUGUGCUACUAUAUUUUACAAGUUAUAUUUGUUGUAGGUAUUUUAACUGGAAUCUCUUUAUGUAUUGCUGGUAUUGUACUAAGGCGUACAAACCGUAAUGGUGAUCUUGGAGUAUUAGUUUAUAUUGGUUGCCUUGCUUCAUGUGUGUGUAGCGUAUUGCUUGGUGUACAGUGCUGCGUACGUCGCGAAAUCAGGCAGCGAAAACUGCGAGCUAAUAUGCAUAUACCAAUGCAAUCCAUGCAGGAAGCACCAGCCACAGCUUGCCCAUUAAUUACGUCAUCAACGUUACCUCAUAGUCGUGUGUACAGGCCUACCGUAAAUGUAUGCCAUGAAGACGAUGUAACGGGAGUACCUUGGUGGCGUCGUACUACUACUACCAGAGACUGA